Messenger RNA from Nannizzia gypsea CBS 118893, 339 nucleotides. RefSeq lists its product as hypothetical. Bases 1 to 339 code for a protein of 112 amino acids. The record is from RefSeq and is a predicted model, not a curated record. Lineage: Eukaryota; Fungi; Ascomycota; Eurotiomycetes; Onygenales; Arthrodermataceae. The transcript has a single exon.
AUGCGUCCUCGAACCCUUUUCACCCCUUUGGUGGCACUUGCCGGCCUACCCCUUACCACGCAAGGAUUCGAAUUCAGAUUCUAUAGGGGCAACGACUGCCGAAGCGAGCAACUGGGCUUAUACGUAGCCGGGCCCGGGCAGGACUGCACUACCAUGUCGGCCGGCGCGGCUAAAUCAGUCAUCGUCAAGAGUACAGGGGAGAUUGAUAGCAACUUCUAUGCCGUGUUUUUCAGUUCGGAGGAUUGUGACCCAAACACCAUCGUAUUGCACACGGACAACGAUGAGUGCCACAACGUGGAAUACAAGUCCUUUAAGGUGUGGGAUGUGGAUGAAGAAUAA